Molecule: messenger RNA, 2514 nt
Organism: Herpailurus yagouaroundi (jaguarundi)
Lineage: Eukaryota; Metazoa; Chordata; Mammalia; Carnivora; Felidae
Gene: PLOD3
Product: procollagen-lysine,2-oxoglutarate 5-dioxygenase 3
Biological process (GO): peptidyl-lysine hydroxylation
Cellular component (GO): endoplasmic reticulum
Molecular function (GO): procollagen-lysine 5-dioxygenase activity; procollagen glucosyltransferase activity
Source: RefSeq, a predicted model, not a curated record
GCCUCUGUGCCUUCUCGGCCGGCUCCUCGCCAUGGCCUCCUGGGGCCCGGGACUCCGGCUCCUGCUGGGAAUCCUGCUGCUGCUGCUCCCGCCUCCUGCGACCCCUGCUUCCGACCGUCCCCGGGGCAGAGACCCGGUCAACCCAGAGAAGCUGCUGGUGAUCACGGUGGCCACAGCCAAGACGGAAGGAUACCGGCGUUUCCUGCGGUCAGCGGAGUUCUUCAACUACACAGUGCGGACCCUGGGCCUGGGACAGGAGUGGCGAGGGGGUGAUGUGGCCCGAACGGUUGGUGGAGGACAGAAGGUCAGGUGGCUAAAGAAGGAAAUGGAGAAAUAUGCUGACCGGGAGGAUAUGGUCAUCAUGUUCGUGGACAGCUACGACGUGAUUCUGGCUGGCAGCCCCUCCGAGCUGCUGAAGAAGUUCGUCCAGAGUGGGAGCCGCCUGCUCUUCUCUGCCGAGGGCUUCUGCUGGCCCGAGUGGGGGCUGGCGGAGCAGUACCCUGAGGUGGGCACGGGGAAGCGCUUCCUCAACUCUGGUGGGUUCAUCGGCUUUGCCCCCACCAUCCACCGAGUCGUCCGCCAGUGGAAGUACGAGGAUGAUGAUGACGACCAGCUGUUCUACACACGGCUCUACCUGGACCCAGGGCUGAGGGAGAAACUCAGCCUCAAUCUGGAUCAUAAAUCCCGGAUCUUUCAGAACCUCAAUGGGGCUUUGGAUGAGAUAGUUUUAAAGUUUGAUCGGAAUCGCGUGCGUAUCCGGAAUGUGGCCUAUGACACACUUCCCGUCGUGGUCCAUGGGAACGGUCCGACUAAGCUGCAGCUGAAUUACCUGGGAAACUACGUCCCUAAUGGCUGGACUCCUCAGGGAGGCUGUGGGUUCUGCGGCCGGGACCGGAGGAUACUCCCGGGGGGGCAGCCUCCCCCCCGGGUGCUUCUGGCCGUGUUCGUGGAACAGCCUACCCCGUUCCUGCCCCGCUUCCUGCAGCGGCUCCUGCUCCUGGACUACCCCCCUGACAGGGUCACCCUGUUCCUGCAUAACAACGAGGUGUACCAUGAGCCCCACAUUGCAGACUCCUGGCCCCAGCUCCAGGGCCACUUCUCAGCUGUGAAGCUCGUGGGGCCGGAGGAGGCCCUGACCCCGGGCGAGGCCAGGGACAUGGCCAUGGACAGCUGUCGGCAGGACCCCGAGUGCGAAUUCUACUUCAGCCUGGAUGCUGACGCCGUCAUCACCAACCAGCAGACCCUGCGCAUCCUCAUUGAAGAGAACAGGAAGGUGAUAGCGCCCAUGCUGUCCCGCCACGGGAAGCUGUGGUCCAACUUCUGGGGAGCCCUGAGCCCUGACGAGUACUACGCUCGGUCCGAGGACUACGUGGAACUAGUGCAGCGGAAGCGAGUGGGCGUGUGGAAUGUGCCCUAUAUAUCCCAGGCGUACGUGAUCCGCGGCGAGACCCUGAGGACAGAGCUGCCCCAGAGAGAGGUGUUCUCGGGCAGCGACACCGACCCGGACAUGGCCUUCUGUAAGAGCCUGCGCGACAAGGGCAUCUUCCUCCACCUCAGCAAUCAGCAGGAAUUUGGUCGCCUCCUGGCCACUUCUCGGUAUGACACAGACCAUCUGCACCCUGACCUCUGGCAAAUCUUCGACAACCCCCUGGACUGGCGGGAGCAGUACAUUCACGAGAACUACAGCCGGGCCCUGGAAGGGCAGGGACUCGUGGAGCAGCCGUGUCCAGACGUGUACUGGUUCCCGCUGCUGUCAGACCAGAUGUGUGACGAGCUGGUGGAGGAAAUGGAGCAUUACGGCCAGUGGUCAGGAGGCCGGCAUGAGGACUCAAGGCUGGCUGGAGGCUACGAGAACGUGCCCACCGUAGACAUCCACAUGAAGCAGGUGGGCUAUGAGGACCAGUGGCUGCAGCUGCUGAGGACGUACGUGGGGCCCAUGACCGAGAGCCUGUUCCCAGGCUACCACACCAAGGUGGAUGAGCAGCCAUCUCUGCGGCCCCAUCACGACUCCUCCACCUUCACUCUCAACGUCGCCCUCAACCACAAGGGCCUGGAUUAUGAGGUGAGGAGGUGGCUGCCGCUUCUUGCGCUACGACUGCAUAGUCUCGUCCCCACGGAAGGGCUGGGGGCUCCUGCAUCCUGGCCGCCUCACCCACUACCACGAGGGGCUGCCCACCACUCGGGGCACUCGCUACAUCAUGGUGUCCUUUGUCGACCCCUGACACUCAACCACUCUGCCAGACCUGCCCUGCCGCCGUGCCUUCCGGGGGGGCCCCCUCCGUGGAAGGGGGUCUGUCUGGCGCCUCGCUUCCUGAGCGGAUGUUCGGUGUGCCUGGGACUGAAUGUGUCGCCUCCCCCCCUCCCCCAACACGCGGACCUCUCAGGAAGCUCCUAGCCCCCCCUUGCCCCUCCCCACAGUCCCCAAGGACCCCUGGGGAGAAGGCUUUGAGGGCUCCCCUUGUGAUAAAUUAUUGUUUCUCACCCUCUCAAUAAAGGAGGAUUUGUAAGCCUUGA